Oryza sativa Japonica Group (Japanese rice) is the source of this 1281-nucleotide messenger RNA. Its product is annotated as annexin Gh1. Gene Ontology annotation, cellular component: cytoplasm. Gene Ontology annotation, molecular function: calcium ion binding; calcium-dependent phospholipid binding. Lineage: Eukaryota; Viridiplantae; Streptophyta; Magnoliopsida; Poales; Poaceae. The record is from RefSeq and is a predicted model, not a curated record.
CCUCCUCCUCCUCACCCACUCCCCGUUCGUCCGGGUCUCCUCUCCUCCCCCGCCGACGCGCACUCGAUCCCCCCCGCCUCCGCCUCCGCCUCCGCCUCCGCGUCGCCCAUCUCGAGAUCCCCCGCAUGGCGACGCUCACCGUCCCCUCCGCCGUCCCGCCCGUCGCCGACGACUGCGACCAGCUCCGCAAGGCCUUCCAAGGGUGGGGCACGAACGAGGCGCUCAUCAUCUCCAUCCUGGCCCACCGCGACGCGGCGCAGCGGCGCGCCAUCCGCCGCGCCUACGCCGACACCUACGGCGAGGAGCUCCUCCGCAGCAUCACCGACGAGAUCUCCGGCGACUUCGAGAGGGCCGUGAUCCUGUGGACGCUGGACCCGGCGGAGCGCGACGCGGUGCUCGCCAACGAGGUCGCGAGGAAGUGGUACCCAGGGAGCGGGAGCCGCGUGCUGGUCGAGAUCGCGUGCGCGCGCGGCCCCGCGCAGCUGUUCGCGGUCAGGCAGGCCUACCACGAGCGCUUCAAGCGCUCGCUCGAGGAGGACGUCGCGGCGCACGCCACUGGUGACUUCCGCAAGCUCUUGGUGCCACUUAUAAGUGCUUACCGCUAUGAGGGGCCGGAAGUCAACACAAAGUUGGCACAUUCAGAAGCCAAAAUUCUGCAUGAGAAGAUCCAGCAUAAGGCAUAUGGUGAUGAUGAGAUCAUCAGAAUUCUCACUACUAGGAGCAAGGCUCAGUUGAUUGCGACAUUCAAUCGUUACAAUGAUGAAUAUGGUCACCCAAUCAACAAGGAUCUCAAGGCUGAUCCCAAGGACGAGUUCCUUUCCACGCUGCGUGCAAUCAUCCGCUGCUUCUGUUGCCCUGACAGGUACUUCGAGAAAGUCAUCAGGUUGGCCAUCGCAGGCAUGGGAACAGACGAGAACUCCCUCACUAGGAUCAUUACCACUCGUGCCGAGGUGGAUCUGAAGCUGAUCACGGAGGCGUACCAGAAGAGGAACAGUGUCCCGCUGGAGCGUGCGGUCGCAGGGGACACCUCCGGGGACUACGAGAGGAUGCUUCUUGCUCUUCUGGGUCAGGAGCAGUGAGCCAUGCCUAUCUUGCCCAGUCACACACUUCAUGUGAUCAUGUCAUAUCAGAGAAUAAACCUGUUAUGCAGGGGACACAGCCGUGGUGAUUAUGAUGUUGUUUUUCCAGUGUACGGUACUGUUUGCUGCAGCUUGCAUAACAGUGACGAUGAAAUAAAUCAUAGUGGAAUGCGUUGGCUCAUGGGACCUCACUUAUUUUGCA